Molecule: messenger RNA, 2264 nt
Organism: Dermacentor andersoni
Lineage: Eukaryota; Metazoa; Arthropoda; Arachnida; Ixodida; Ixodidae
Biological process (GO): sensory perception of taste
Cellular component (GO): membrane
Source: RefSeq, a predicted model, not a curated record
ACUGACGGUCCUUUCGGCGCUGUGUAUAUUCCUCGCUCGGUAAACACGAAGUGACCCCUCUCGUUUUGCAAACCAUCCCCCGGGUUCGCCCUGCGCUGUCCUCCGUGUUCUUUUCUUUGUCUGCCGCUCAGCCUGAGCUGCGCGGCCCAGCGACAUGCGCAGGCCAGGGAAGCGUAGAUUGAUGCGUUCAUAUCGCCGAGUGACCGCGUCGCUCCGGGAAGCCAAUAGGAAGCGACGCGGGAGGACGGGCACGCCAGAAGCUUUCAGCGGCGUCUUCGGCACGAGGUAGAUGCAGCGCCGCGUCGAAUGCACGGACGCCGCCACUGCUCGAUAACCACGGUCCGGCGAAAACCGAGAAACCGUCGACGUUCCUGCCGCAGAGCUACGCAGCCUGUCUGCCUAUCCCGCGGCUCGAGGUUGGUCCUCGGGCAAGAAAGCACUCACUACGCCCGCGGGAGAGCCAUCGUGAAGGGGCCAAAAUGAUGUUCCGCACUUCGAAAAUCCGGACGAGUCCUCUGGUGGCACCCGAGUCCAUGCUCAACGGACGGCCCAAGAUAAUACGCCUGUCGAAGUCCGCCUUUCGCAAGCACCGCUUUGGUGGUCGUGACGCUGCGGCCGCCUUCGCUGCCGCCAGCACCGGCCACGGCCUCCCGUGGCUGGCCAGGUUCCGAAAUCGCUGGCUGCCGAACAUCAACAAGAACGUGCUCCUUCCGGCGCUCAUCUCGCUGCGUAGCGUCGGCCUGCGCAUCAUAGACAGCAACGAUCACGUGAUCCUGUCGACCUGCUCCACGGUGUGGGCCAUCGUGUCUGUCGCCUUCCAGAGCGUCAACGUCUGCAUGACCAUCAUGGGGGUCGUAUCCAACAACUUUCACGGCUACCUGCUUGAUCAGGUCUCGCUGGUAUUGGCAACGCUGUGCUCGAUCAUCUGCUCGGUGUUGCUGGCGUUCAGCCCGGGGCGGUUGAAUGCGCUCAUCGAAAAGGUGGAGGACACGUUGUUCGAGCUGCACUGCCCGCGCGACCUGCGCCAGUACUGGAUGCCCAUCAGUCUGCUCACCGUGGUCGGCUGGUUGUACAUGGCGCUCAGGUUCGUCGCAGUCACCUGGGUGCUCGACAACCAGCCGCCAAGGGACGUCUUCAAGGGUGUAUUCUUCACGGAGGCGAGCCGCAAGUACUCGGAGAACACCCUGCUGUUCCUGGUGGCGCUCAUCUGGUACCUGAACACCCUGUUCGUCUACGGAACCCUCGUGUUCGUGCCCAUCCUGUUCAUCUCCUUCUGCAUGAUAUUGGCGCGAGCCUUCCGCGUACACAACGCCGUCAUACGCGACGUGCACCGAUCGGGCCGCUCGGUCGAGGCCGACACCCUCGCCCAGAUCCGCAUCUUCUACGAGCGCAUCUGCACCCUGGUCACCGACCUGAACGAGAUCUUCGGGCCGGUCAUCUUCUCCUGGUACAUCAUGAUCGUCCUCAGCGUUUGCAUCGACAUGACCCAGCUCUUCAGCGACACAAACCUGCUGAAGAACACCAAGGAAGACGAAGGCUUCCUCUUCAGCCUGCGCGGCAUCUACUCCCUCCUCUCCUUCCUGGGGACCUGCCUCGCCGCGUCGCGGGUGUCCGAGGAGGCGCUCGCGCCACUGCCGCACCUGCACGAGCUGACGCUGCGCAGCUGGCGCCUCGACAUGAACACCAAGAUGGAGGCGCACUUCUUCCUCAGUCGCCUCUCGUCGUCGCCGGUCUCGAUGACCGGCUGGAACUUCUUCACCAUCAAUCGCGGCUUUAUACUGAGUGUAUGCGCCGCGCUCACCACGUACGUGGUGAUUAUCAUCCAGAUGAAUCCCAAGGCCAUGAAGACCAUCAACAAGUUGGUCACCACGGCGCUCAACAACACUGGCAACGGGACCGCAUCUAGUGAAUAGAAUAUCUCGGGUGGAUUUAUUCUUACCUUACCGUAAUCAAUGCCGACGCAAGCGUUUUUUGCCGGAGACGAUACUGGUGGCUGUUUUCAGAACUGUUAUUUUUAAAAUCGUACGGUACAAAAAGUAUAUUACAACGUUCUUGCAUUACAACCACUCCCCAGCUUAUCAUCUGGUUCGAAGACAAAACAACCUCGGAUUUGUUUCCCUGCCGUCAAUAACAGUCCACAUAAAUAAGAAUACUACUAUGGUUUCGGCUAAAAGCAACUUUACUACGUAGAUAUCGCUAAAGGCGGGGAGUGAAACGGUAAAGUUUCGGCAUGAGGUUAAUGUGGCAAAAGUCAUAUGUUAUCG